This is a messenger RNA of Pezoporus occidentalis (night parrot), 6266 nucleotides long. Its product is annotated as inverted formin-2-like. NCBI's taxonomy places the organism in Eukaryota, Metazoa, Chordata, Aves, Psittaciformes, Psittacidae. The coding region runs from base 469 to 2043 and encodes 524 amino acids. The record is from RefSeq and is a predicted model, not a curated record. The transcript has 13 exons.
CAAACAAAACCAAGUUCUGAGUCAGCAAGUGCUUUACUAACUUCAGUUGGUCCACUUCCAUGCGUAAAAUUGGGCAUACCUACAACAUGGGGACUUCCACAGUCUGUUGCAAGAGACUCUGAGAGAAACUGUAUAGAUUUAGUGCAAAUGUAAAGAUUUAUCCUAGAUGAAGAUUUGGUUGCAGGGCAAAAACCAUCUUACUCGUUAAAAUGUUCACCCAUCCUUUCCCUGGGUGGUCACUAAGCAGCUCAGGCUGAAUACUCCUCAGCUGUAGCUUGUUUUAUUUGUUAGGCUAGUUUGAGAGUUUCUCUCAAAAUCCCCACCCUUCUGCAUUCAAGAUAAGAUGUAGUAACAUGGGUUCUCAGGAACAAGUGUGGCCUUGCUGUUUGAGAAGUUCCAUCUGUAGACUGCUAUAGCAACUUCCAUAGGAGGCAUCUAUUUACCCAUUCAGGAGAAAAAUCCCCCUGAAUGGCUGAGCAACAAGGGGAAAAAAGCAACCAGAGCAGGAAAAUGGGACUGGGGCAAGCCACAGAGAACCUGCUAUCAAGCAUGCAGUGCCCAAAUCACCUCAAAAGAGUGUCUAAAAGAUCUGUUCAAAAGGUAAACAAAUGCAUUCAAGUUUAUAUGGACUUGGAAGAGGAGAACGCCUGUGCAGACCUGAGCCUUUCUCCAACUGGCCUUUCCAGGAAGCUGCAGCUAUGUCCAGGGAACAUGUCACCUUCCCAGCAAGGUGUUUCCUCAUCUUCCCAAGUACAGUCUGCUCUGUCAGCUCUGCUACCACAGCUGCCAGCCCCUCCACCCUUACCCCCUGGAAAUAAAGUGCCUCUUCCACCACUUCUUGUGCCUGGCAUAACUGCACCAUCACUCCCACCUCUCCAGCCGUGCAGCAAUCCUGAAUGCAACCAUCUUACUUGUGGCUGUGGGGGGCAGCCUCACCCUAAGAAGACGCCAACAUUGAGGAUGAAGAUAUUUCACUGGCAAAAGCUCCCUUCUGAUGUGGUGAGACAAAGCCGCUCCAUGUGGGCUGUGAUGCCAAGCAGCAGCAAGGAGCUUGUAGAGCCUGACUAUGCAAGCUUGGAGCUACUUUUCUCUGUCCCACCAACAGCACCUAUGGAGAAAAUGAGGCCAAAAAUAAAGAAAAUAAAAGAGAUUACAUUCAUAGGUCCAAAAAAGAGCCUCCUUCUGAGUAUACUUCUGAAGCAAUUUAAGUGCUCCAAUGAAGAGAUUGCUGCCAUGAUUCAGAAAGGGGACAGUUCUAAGUUGGACACUGAGAUACUGAAGCAGCUACUUAAACUGCUGCCUGAAGACCAUGAGAUAAAUAGCCUGAAGUCUUUCAAAGAAGAAAGAACAGAAUUAGCAAAUGCUGAUCAGUUUUAUCUCCAUCUCUUGGAAGUUCCUAGCUAUCAUUUGCGGAUUGAAUGUAUGCUGAUUUGUGAGGAAACAAAAAUUCAGCUGGAGUGUCUGUGGCCAAAAGCACAAGCCAUCAGGACAGCCUGUGAAACACUUCUUACCAGUCACCGACUGCUAGUUUUCUGCCAAUUGAUUCUUAAAGUUGGAAACUUUCUGAACUAUGGGCAUCACACUGGAGAUGCUGGAGGCUUUAAAAUUAGUGCCCUGCUCAGACUAACAGAAACAAAAGCAAACCAAAGCCACAUUACUCUGCUUCACUAUAUUUUGGAGGAGAUAGAAAAGAACCACAGAGAUCUGCUGCAGCUUCCUAAAGAUCUUGACUUUGUUUCCAAGGCAGCAGGAAUCCACUUUGAUGCUAUGCGGGCGGAGGCAGGUGCCAAUUUGAAGAAACUGUUGGAAAUAGAGAAGCGCUUAUUUUUGUCGACAGAUGAUGUAAAAAUGCAGCAUGCAAAAUCUGUCCAGGACAGUCUCGAUGCUUCAAAGGACCUGCAGAAGGAAUUUGCCAACAUUGAAAGGAAAAAAGAAGAACUUGCUGAUUAUCUUUGUGAAGACCGAACAAAAUUGUCUUUAGAAGAUGUUUUUAGGACAAUGAAAACCUUCAGAGAGCUCUUCCUCAAGGCCUUACAGAACUAGGAAACCUCCAAGUUGCCAUUCCAUUGCAAAAUUAUUAAUCAGGCCUCAAUGCAAUAAAAGCUUAGUGGUGUGUGGAAAAAAUGAACAGCCUGACAUGCUUUAUAGGCUUUGCCAAUAGACAAAAGAUGAAUUUUCCAAUAGACAAAUCUAAUUGGAAGAUAUAUUUACAUCUAGGUGUUUUAUUGUACUAGUUAGCUCAAAACAGUACGUUUUGUGUCCCAUACAAAACAAGGUAUCUCACAAGAGAUUAUAUUUGGCACUUUAUCAAUUUAUAAGGCUUGCAAUAAGGAGUAAGAAAACAGGAAAUCUACCACAAAUGUUGUGUAGAGCACCUUCCAGCUGGUUCUCUAGAGGCCUUCACAGUUUCACAGCCCCUACUCUCUACUUCACUCCUGAACUAACAUAUUUCCUUUAGGGUUUUCUUAACACCCCUUUUUAUCACCCCUUAAGCCAGGUGAGAGUGGCUUCAGAUUUACGUAUUUUAACAGCAACAAUCACCCGCUCCUUUGCUGAAUCCAGGAGAGCCCCAGACUGGAUUUGCCUUUUAUAGAGAAAAUCAUCCACAUUACAAGAAAUAUUGCAAGAAUACAGACAUCUAUGCUGGGCAAUGUCAAGGCAAGAGAGGUUGAAGGAGUGCUAUUCCAUACAUCAUAGUUUCAGAUGAAAACAAAGGAGCUUCUGGGGAAGUGGUGGAAGAUGAAAGAUGAAAAAUAUAUCCUGAAUGUUCCCACUACCUGGUUGUCCUGUGAGGAACUGGGCUUCAAUUUUGCAAGCAAUACAGCUGUCCAGGCUCCAAAGCGAUGCUAUAGCACCGCAGACGGUGUGGAAAAUAAACCCUAUGAACCACAGAUCUUCUGUCAAUACGCUUGAUCCUUAUAGUUCCUAAAGCUGUAGGCAGGAAUGAUAGAAUUAAGAGUUAAGAACAUAAUGGCUCAGCAUAUGUGGAUAGAUAUACUGGGAAAUUGCUGUGAAGGGUAAAUGUAACAACUGCAGUUCUUCUAAGAAGCAGUACCAAUAAAAGUUAUGUACUGUCCUAGUACUGCUUCAGAAGAUUCAAACUACUUGUUUGGGUGCUGCUUGUUCACAAUUCGGUUGGAGCAACUAGAAAGAAGCUUCUUUUUAUCUACUCAACUUAUAAACUCCUUUUCAUCCUAUUUUUGGUUUCAUUUCUCAGCAGCACCUCACCUCAGAGGUACCACAGCUGUUAGCCCCAUGGUAUGCAUCUUUGUUACUGCUAUUGCAGACCUGUAAUGUAAUCUCCUCUCCCUUCUUACCUUGCUUUCUCUUAUUACUGUAGUAAAGAUACUCUCUAUGCUUGAAAUGACAACAUGCUGGAAACUUGAAGGUUUUAGUUUUUAAAGCAUAUUUUUGUUGUGCAGUUUUCAUUUUUACACUAGAAUCAGCCAUGUGCAUCUCUUUACAGUGCCAUUUGAUGUAAGUUUUAAGGCUGAGGUGUAACCUAUAUUUUGAGAUAUCUUCUGUGUAAAGCAGAUCUCUUAGCACUACCAAAGUAGCUAGUGCUGUCUUUCCAUUCUCACACUACAUAAGAAGGGAAACAACUAUGAUAUAGACUGAUACUUUAUAUCUCCUAGCCUUAAAUAGAAAGAUUUCGGGUUUGUAUCCUUGUUUAAACAAAACCUUUUUCCAUUCCCCGAGAGUUCUUUCUGGUGUCUCAUUUUUUAGGUAACAAAAAAUGGGCUACACAAAUGAAAUUACUAUCGUAAGAACCUGCCCUCUUCCUCUUCAUCUACUUGAAGUGAGGGAAGAGGGGGGAGGGCUUUUCAAAGUCACUCAAGUUACCCCCAGAACCGAAAAGGAGCUGGUUUGUCACCUGGGACUGAUGAUUGUUUCACCAACUCUUAAAAAAUAAAAGGAGCAGAUGGCAGGAGGAAGGAGACAAGGAGAAAGUAGCUUCCCAGCUCAAGGUUAAAAAAACAUAAUUGGAGAUAUACUGAGAACUGAGUUGUAAAAUUGUGCGGAAAAGAAACACUGUGUGAUUAUAGGAGAUUGGGAGAAACAUUUGAUUUCCCUUAGUAGUUGCAGCUGUUCAAAGAGGGGAGUUCCCAAAAAAGAGGCUGUCUAAUCUCAGACAAAGGAGAAAAAUGUUAAACAGAAUAUGCUUUAGGAAGUAUUCAGUUGACAGAGGUUAUAUAGACAGCUCUGUGCAGAUAUAGUUCCUUUGAGUUCUCCCCUAGGAUUAUCAAACCAGAGCAGCUGCUCCUCAGUAGGGUGCACAUGGUGUCAGAACAGGAUGUGCUUUUAGUUAGUGUGGGGAUAAACAGUUGUUGUGGAGCAUCUUUUAAUUCAAAGAUCAGGCAAAUAUCUAACAUCCCACAAAGUGCAAAUCCAAAGUGAUACCGUCUUUCAUUCAGUCUCAUCCAUAAAGCUGCCUUCAGUAAUCUAGGAGAUGGAGAAGUGAUUGUGAAUACUCAUUCCUCUGCCUUGUUACCAAGCUACCUUGUUGAGCUUUCUUAUGGUGAAGAAACUCUGUUGAAAGUGUAUUUGUGUCAAAUCGUUCUGUGUAUUUAAAAAAAAAUUCUCUGAACAAUUCUGUUCAGGCUUGCUCAAUCCAUGAAUUUAUUCUUAAUGUAUUUCGAUUUGUUUUCAGUACUGUGUGUGUGCUGCUCAAGUAAUGUACCCCUGAAUUCACCUUCUUUAUUCCUUGUGGCAUGUUACAUAGAGAUAUUCUCCCAGGGCCCACAGAUCUGCAAGUUUCUAAACAGCCAUAAUAUCUCAAAGAUAUUAUGCUAGGAAUUUAUCAGGCAAGCACAUAGGAGGCAUGCAGUGAUGAAAAGCUUUUAACCUCCCCAUAAGACAGCACCACCUGCACCUCUUUCUUUCAGAAGCACCCUCCAUUCGGAGCAAACAUGUGGUCUUCUUUGUCAAAAGUACAUGAUUUUUUCUCUCCUCUUUUAGGCAUCCAGUGAAGGUGCACCAUAACCUUGAGCCCAUAAUGCUUCUAUAUUUCAGAAAGACUGACUCUAUUAAGGUUCAUAAAUUUUCCUUAUUUGUCUGGAAAUCUCUUUGGACCAAAGAAUUCUAGGAUUUUAUUUUCUAUAAGGUCUCUAAGAAACUUGUGCAUGCUUCCUGGGACUUCUUCAGCCCAUCUUAUGGAAAUAGUGGCAGAUGACCCACAGCAAUCAACCAAAUCUAUCACUAUAAUGGGAAAAUGUCUUUCCUGAUACCAAACUCCCCCCCCCCCCUCCCCCAGAGAAGACCAUACAUGUCUCAUCAAGAAUCCUAUCUGCAUCAAAUCAUCAACAUCUUCCUGGGCAUUAUUAAAUUUUGUACUGUGGUACAGCAGCACCCUUCUCUUAGCAUCACACAUCUCUAGGACAGCAGGACAAAUAACUACUAAUCUACCAACAAUACGUAGAUAAACUACUGGCUGAUAGCAGACAAAAGCAGUCAAGCUUCGAGGUGGUGGUGGCAUUGUUCUGUUGAUGACUGCAGCUCUGCAACAAGGACUGCAUAAGCUUUUAAGAAAAUGGCUUUUGCCAUCUGGAUGUUCUGCUGCAGUUAUCCCAGUUGUUCAGAACUACCCUCAAUUGUGAUACUUACCAAAACCCAGAAAUACUCUUCCACUGAGCCAAGGUCUUCCUUUAUUAGGAGUAAUCAUUCAAUUGCUUUCUCUUCCUCCAUUAAUCAUAUCAUCUUGGUACCAGCAGCUCUGUGGAAAUCAGAGUCCUGCCUGUCUGAAUAAAUCCCAACAGGAUUUACGCCAUCUUGGCAGUUGUUUGACUGGUACCAACAGACAUCCAGCCUUGAGUCUGCCACUGAACACUAGUGAAGCAAUACAGCUGGCAAAUUUAAUGGGUGCCUGAAAAGAAACUGUGAAUUGCUGUUUAAGGCAAGUUGAAGAGUUCCUGAAAUUUCUGGUAGAAAUCCCUGAAUGCAAACAAUAUAAAAUCAAGGUUGCUAUGGAAUAAAUUUCUAACAUGCUAAUUAAGUUAAGAUAAUGUUCUGUUUUGUGGACAAAUGGGCUAAUUAAGAAGAAUGCAUUUCAGUCCAUAGUUGAAUGUUUCAGUUAAAGCUAAUGAAAUUGUUUGCUUGUAACAUCAUCAUAUGGAGAAUGCCCAAGGGAUUGACCGGGAAGCUGGUCUGCUAUUUACCCUCGAACCCCAGCAGCUGAAAGCUUUCAAUGUGCAUAGGACAUAUUCAGAAUAGCUAUUCAUUGCAAAUUGAGAGUUUCUUAACCAGCUUUUCUUUCAGUAACUCUCAUU